AGGGAGAGAGAGAGACAGGGGGUUGCUACCGAAAUAGAGAGAAAUUUCAGCGGAGAGAAAGUGGGGGACGUGGAAAGAGUCAAUAUAGUCUGCAAUUUGUGCAGGCCAAUGAAAAAUACCAAGUAGUAUAAAAGUCAAGUGUUCGAGCGAUCGACAGAGGAGAUUAUUGCAUUGUUAUUCUGCAGAGGAAUAUAAAAAUGUCGUCUCCAAGUCCGGGUAAAAGGCGAAUGGAUACCGACGUGGUGAAACUUAUCGAAAGCAAACAUGAAGUCACGAUCCUGAGCGGACUCAACGAAUUUGUAGUGAAGUUUUAUGGACCACAAGGAACACCCUAUGAAGGGGGCGUGUGGAAGGUGCGAGUAGAUCUACCGGACAAAUACCCUUUCAAAUCUCCAUCUAUAGGAUUCAUGAAUAAAAUUUUUCAUCCGAACAUUGAUGAAGCGUCGGGAACCGUGUGUCUAGAUGUAAUCAACCAGACAUGGACGGCGCUGUACGAUCUUACCAAUAUUUUUGAAUCGUUCCUGCCUCAGCUGCUUGCGUACCCCAAUCCCAUAGACCCCCUGAACGGGGACGCGGCAGCCAUGUAUCUCCAUCGACCAGAGGAGUAUAAACAGAAAAUUAAAGAGUAUAUCCAGAAAUAUGCAACAGAGGAGGCCCUGAAGGAGCAGGAGGAGGGCGCCGGGGACUCCUCGUCAGAGAGCUCCAUGUCGGAUUUUUCGGAAGACGAGGCACAGGAUAUGGAGUUGUAGUGAAACGAGGCGCCCUUAACCACAGAGACUAUGUGAUUUCCUAACCAUGAGAAGCAGACUUAUAAUAUUCAUAUUUAAACAAGGCAAUUUUCUUUUUUAUUACUAAACAAGGAUUUUUAUGGAUAUAGCGUUGGUGUAUAUCUCACCCUCUUAGAUGUUCUUCAUCUCUUCAUGUUCAUUUCUCUACCCGAGGCGCAUAGCAUUCCCACAUUCCACUUUGGUAGCUGCAUUAGCUCGAAUGCAUGUGAUCACUGUCCCCUGGUCUACCUUACUCACGUGUGACUAAACCUCUAGAACAAAAUGGAGGCUUCUGCUGGCAAGGCCAAGGGGAGCACGUCCCUUCUCUUUGUGACCAAUGCACCGAAGAAACACUAGGAUGUUCUUGGUAGUCACAUCAUGGCUAUGACCCCCCCCCCCCUUU
Megalops cyprinoides (Indo-Pacific tarpon) is the source of this 1170-nucleotide messenger RNA. RefSeq names its product ubiquitin-conjugating enzyme E2H (UBC8 homolog, yeast) (gene ube2h). Lineage: Eukaryota; Metazoa; Chordata; Actinopteri; Elopiformes; Megalopidae. Gene Ontology annotation, biological process: protein polyubiquitination; ubiquitin-dependent protein catabolic process. The transcript has 7 exons. Gene Ontology annotation, molecular function: ubiquitin conjugating enzyme activity. The record is from RefSeq and is a predicted model, not a curated record. Bases 198 to 749 code for a protein of 183 amino acids. Gene Ontology annotation, cellular component: nucleus.